UUGGCCUUCGAGAGUAUGCAGUUAAAAGCAGUGACUUUUUCCUUCUUCCCCACAGUGCACCCCGCAGUGGUGAUCCGACAGCGGAAGUCGUACCGGAGAAAAGAUGGGGUGUUUCUUUAUUUUGAAGACAACGCAGGGGUCAUAGUGAACAACAAAGGCGAGAUGAAGGGUUCUGCCAUCACGGGGCCGGUGGCCAAGGAGUGCGCGGACCUGUGGCCAAGGAUCGCGUCCAACGCGGGCAGCAUCGCGUGAUCUUCGUGUCUUUGUGCAAAUAAACAGCUCGUUACAGAUGUCUGCUCCUGCUUGCCUUCCUGUUUGCCCACGAGGCUGCUGCCUUCUUAGCAGAGCACACCCUUGGGCCUUGGGGGCCGAAACUGUACGACUGGGCCCCGGCUCUGCCAUUGGGUGUGAACACGGUGCCUGAAGACCACCUUUGCCUCUGGGGGCUCUGAACGUUUGGCGUUUGGCGCUUGGCGUUUACUGUUUUGCUUCUGCUGUAAAAAAGGUUCUCAGGGUGUUGCGGCUGUAGAAUAAACUGCGUAGUAAACUUUGUGGGCAUCCUGCCACAGGAAGGCAUUUGUGGUUAGGCAGAGGCUGCAGAGACCCCGGGUAACCUCGUGUACGCUGCACACUUGCACUUGGCACAUUUUCUUGCAUAAAUGAAUAUUUGUAAAUUUUAGCCACACGUGGUGAGACACCUGCAGUUCCAGCUCUCAAAGGCUGAGGCUGGAUCACUGCAAGUUCCAGGUCACCCUGGGUGACCACUGCCCCUUUGUCCUCAGAAUGUUCCCUGGCCACAUCCCACCACCGAUUAACUCCAGAAUUGGUUUUACUUAUUUAAACAGCCUCACUGCAGUUCAGGCUGCCUUCGACUUGUAGCAAUCCUCCUGCCUCAGCCUCCCAGUAAGGCUGGGCUCACAGUCAUGUGCCACCUUUCCCAACUCACUAAAGAUUGGGAAGAAGGCUGUUUGGCUGUAGGCUUCACAGG
Molecule: messenger RNA, 988 nt
Organism: Fukomys damarensis (Damara mole-rat)
Lineage: Eukaryota; Metazoa; Chordata; Mammalia; Rodentia; Bathyergidae
Gene: Rpl23
Product: ribosomal protein L23
Exons: 2
Coding region: 16-252 (78 amino acids)
Biological process (GO): translation
Cellular component (GO): cytosolic large ribosomal subunit; ribosome
Molecular function (GO): large ribosomal subunit rRNA binding; structural constituent of ribosome
Source: RefSeq, a predicted model, not a curated record